GUACCUAGUAUUUUUCCAUGUGAUGAACAUACAUUAUUCAAUUUAAAAAAUAAUUUCUUCGCUACUUUUGAUUUAAAAUAUUUUUUCAAAGAGCCGAUUUCAUGUUAUAAAAAUCGGGUGGGUAACUUCCCAAGGCAUGGGCAGUUGGGGAGUGAAAGCAAAAAUAAGAGAGGCUGUUAAGCGCACGUCAACCAACACCUUCCUCACACUAAGAGCUUCACUUUCUCUUCAUCAUAUCUCCCAAACCACAACUCAUCAUUCCCUGCUUUACAAUGACCUGCCCAAGCCUACACAUGCCUUGUUACUCAUCAAACCUCAUCCGCUGCUGUCAGCAUCUUUUUCCUCUCGUUCUUCCACUGCCUUCCAACUGUUCAAUGAAAUGCCUCAUAGAGACAGAGGCUUCGAACAGGCCCACUUUUGUCAUGUUAUUUAUUUCAUUAAGUCUUUUGCUGCAAGACCCACCAACGUGACUGCCAGCAUCGCCCAUUGUUUAGCCUUCAAGAUGGGUGCUCUUGCUCACUUGCCCACUUCCACCUCUCUCCUCACUGCCUAUUCAAGAGCUGCAGAUUUCAGCUCUUCAUGGGCUCUGUUUGAUGAAAUUCUUUACCGGGAUGUGAUUCUUUGGAAUGCUAUGAUCACUGCCUCGGUUGAAAAUCAGUGUUUUGGAGUUGCAGUGAAUUUGUUUGUGGAGCUGAUGGGAGAAGGGGUUGGGCUUGAUUCAACCACCUUGUUGAUUGUUGUGUCAGCCUCAUCCCACAUGGGUAACUUGACACAAGGCCUAGUUCUUCAUGGUAUAAGCUUCAAAACUGGGUUGCUUUCGGAUUCAUUUUUGUGUAAUGCGCUCAUAGACAUGUAUGCAAAAUGCGGUGAAUUGAGCUCAUCAGAGUGUGUGUUUGGUGGGAUGGAAUAUAGGGACAUAAUCUCUUGGAAUUCAAUGAUGAGAGGAUGUGCUUAUAAUAAUUAUCCUGAGAAGUCCUUGUGGUAUUUUAAGAAGAUGGCUUAUUCCAGCGAACAAGCUGAUAAUGUGAGCCUGACAUGUGCUGUCUCAGCAUCUGCACUUCUGGGACAGCUGAGUUUUGGGCAAGUCAUUCAUGGGUGGGGAAUCAAAUUGGGUUACAAAGACAUAUCUCAUAACUCUUUUGAGAAUUCUCUUAUUUCACUAUAUUCACAAUGUGGAGAUAUCCAGGCUGCAGAGAUAUUGUUUAAAGAAAUGAAAUACAAGGAUAUCGUUUCAUGGAAUGCAAUGCUUGAUGGAUUGGCCUUGAACCAGAGGAUUUGGGAAGCAUUUGAUCUUCUCCAUGAAAUGCAAUUAUUGGGGUGUGUUCAACCUGAUUCAGUUACUGUAGUUACCAUCAUUCCACUUUGUGCAGAGCUAAUGCUCUUGAGAGAAGGGCGGGCUGUUCAUGGGUUAACACUUCGGAGAGAAAUGGGAUUGGAUUUUUCAGUUACUAACAGCCUGAUUGACAUGUACUCAAAGUGCAAAGAUGUGAAGAGGGCUGAGCACGUGUUCAAGGCCAUUCCAGAAAGAGACUUGGUCUCAUGGAAUGCGAUGAUAUCUGGGCAUUCCCAAAAUGGGCACAGUAGAGAGGCUCAACAUUUAUUUAGACAACUGCUCCAAUCAUAUUCACAGUGCAGCUUGUCAACUCUUUUGGCAAUUCUCCCUUCCUGUGAUUCCUCUGAAUUCCUGCAGUUUGGGGAAUCCAUUCACUGCUGGCAGCUGAAAUUGGGAUUUGCAAACAAUCCUCUAGCAGUUAAUUCCCUCAUGUUAAUGUAUAUUAAUUGUGGAGAUCUUGUAGCCUGUUUCUCAUUGCUACAAACAGUUUCAGCUGCAGCCGAUAUUGUUUGUUGGAACACUGUCAUGGCUGGUUGCACUCAGAAUGGCCAUUUCUGGGAAGCUUUAAAAGCUUUCAACUUAAUGAGGCAGGACCCUGAUGUCUGUCAUGAUUCUGUUGCCCUCUUCAAUGUUAUAUCAGCUUGUGGAAAUCUUGAGCUGUUGUUUGCAGGGGGAUCACUUCAUUGUCUUGCCCUUAAAACUUUAAUGGAAUCCGAUAUUCGUGUACAGAAUGCAUUAAUUACUAUGUAUGGAAGAUGUGGGGAGAUUGAGAAUGCAAGAAUAAUUUUCGGGUUCAGUUGCAAUCGCAAUUUAUGUUCAUGGAAUUGCAUGAUCUCUGCUUUUUCUCAGAACAAGGAUGGUAGAAGAGCGCUAGAACUAUUUCGUCAUAUUGAGUUUGAGCCAAAUGAGAUCACCAUUGUUGGCAUUCUCUCAGCUUGUACACAACUUGGAGUUCUAAGGCAUGGGAAACAGAUUCAUGGUCAUGUGAUUCGGUCUAGGUUACAGGGAAAUAGUUUUGUAUCUGCAGCGCUUGAGGAUAUGUACAGCAACUGUGGAAGAUUGGACACUGCCUUUCAAAUAUUUCAAAGUUCACCUGAAAGGUCAGUUGCAGCUUGGAAUUCUAUGAUAUCUGCAUUCGGGUUCCAUAGCAAUGGUGGGAAGGCGAUUGAACUCUUCCAUGAAAUGCGUGAGUGUGGAACUAGACCGACUAAAAGCACUUUUAUAAGCCUUCUAUCAGCUUGCAGCCACUCAGGGCUAGUCAAUGAAGGCCUUUGGUACUAUAGCAACAUGUUGGAGUUGUUCAAUGUGGAAGCAGACACUGAGCAUCAUGUGUGUAUGGUUGAUAUGCUGGGUAGAGCAGGAAGGCUUGGUGAGGCCUAUGAGUUUAUCAGGCAGAUGCCAACUCAACCAGAACCAGGUGUCUGGGGAGCCCUGCUGAGUGCUUGCAGCUAUCAUGGGGAUCUCAAGAUGGGGAGAGAAGUUGCAGAGCUUCUCUUUGAGCUGGAGCCUGAAAAUGUCGGGUAUUACAUUUCACUGUCGAAUAUGUAUGUUGCUGCAGGAAGAUGGAAAGAUGCUGUAGAGUUGAGGAGAAUAAUACAGGACAAAGGCUUAAAGAAGCCAGCAGCUUACAGUCUUAUUGAUGUUGGAAUGGGGUGAAGAAAGCCGAAGAGAAGUCAUGGAUCAGGAAGGGAACUCUUCCCAUCUUGAAAGAAGUGGCCAUAUAGCUCCAAUUUUGACAGGACAAGACAACAUGACCCCAAAUGAAUACAAAUACAUUUUAAUGGAUUUGAGUCAAGUGUAAGUGUGCUUGUAUUAAAUGAGUUAAGAUCAUUUAUUAAAUGGAUCAUAUGAUAAACACAUCCGGGUAGUCCGACAUGAUUAUUAGCUUGCGUAAAUUUCUUACCUUAACAUACCAUGAAUGACCUAACACAAUUAUUCAA
Vitis riparia (riverbank grape) is the source of this 3273-nucleotide messenger RNA. RefSeq names its product pentatricopeptide repeat-containing protein At4g19220, mitochondrial. Gene Ontology annotation, biological process: RNA modification. The transcript has a single exon. Gene Ontology annotation, cellular component: intracellular membrane-bounded organelle. The coding region runs from base 137 to 2989 and encodes 950 amino acids. The record is from RefSeq and is a predicted model, not a curated record. Gene Ontology annotation, molecular function: RNA binding; protein binding. NCBI's taxonomy places the organism in Eukaryota, Viridiplantae, Streptophyta, Magnoliopsida, Vitales, Vitaceae.